AUGUUUCAAGAAAAGGAGUCUGGUGAACCACAGAGUUGGGGAUGUUUGAUAUUCAUUGUAACGGCGGUUACAUUCGUUAACCUCAUGGUAGUGGUAUACGUGGUUUUGUUGGAUUCGGAAGAUGAGAUCAACGAGCCUAUAAUCAAAGAAAAGACUCGCGAGCAAUUGACGAUCUUCUUGGGUAUCUUCACAAUGACAUUCUUCUUCGGUUGCUGGUGUUGCUUCUGUUGUGGUUGUUUGGUGUGCAGAUGGCUGUAUGACUGUCCAAGUCUAUGCAGCAGCGCUCUCACAGCGGCUUCAUACAAGUUCAUCUCAUCGCAUCCAUCGAUCCGUCGACGAUUUCGGAAAGAGGACGGUAAUAAAAAAACUCACUAA
Messenger RNA from Cooperia oncophora, 375 nucleotides. The record is from the annotation of a GenBank genome assembly. NCBI's taxonomy places the organism in Eukaryota, Metazoa, Nematoda, Chromadorea, Rhabditida, Trichostrongylidae.